CCCUGGACGUGGAGUCCUCUUGGGCUGUGGGAGUUCCGCGCCUGCUGAUCUGCCCGGGGUCCAGCCAAGGCAGGAUGUGGCUAGGCGUCCCGACACCCGUGGUAGAAGGGAAGAAAGAAGCAAUAGGGAUGCAAGGGGAGCCAAACACAAGUGCUUCCAUUAUUGACAGGACCAUCAAGAUGAGAAAAGAAACAGAGGCUAGGAAAGUGGUUUUAGCCUGGGGACUCCUAAAUGUAUCUAUGGCUGGAAUGAUAUACACUGAAAUGACUGGAAAAUUGAUUAGUUCAUAUUAUAAUGUGACAUACUGGCCUCUCUGGUAUAUUGAGCUUGCCCUUGCAUCUCUCUUCAGCCUAAAUGCCUUAUUUGAUUUUUGGAGAUAUUUCAAAUAUACUGUGGCACCAACAAGUCUGGUUGUUAGCCCUGGACAGCAAACACUUUUAGGGUUGAAAACAGCUGUUGUACAGACUACUCCUCCACAUGACCUGACAGCCACACAAAUCCCUCCCUCUCCACCUUCCCCUUCAAUUCAGGGUCAGAGUGUGUUGAGUUAUAGCCCAUCUCGUUCACCCAGUACCAGUCCCAAGUUCACUACCAGCUGUAUGACCGGAUACAGCCCUCAGCUGCAAGGUCUGUCCUCAGGUAGCGGUGGUUCUUAUAGCCCUGGAGUGACCUACUCGCCUGUCAGUGGUUAUAAUAAGUUGGCGAGCUUUAGUCCCUCUCCUCCAUACCCUACCACUGUUGGACCAGUAGAGAGCAGUGGAUUGAGGUCUCGCUACCGUUCUUCUCCCACUGUCUAUAACUCACCUACUGACAAAGAAGACUACAUGACAGACCUACGGACUUUGGACACUUUUCUUAGGGGUGAAGAAGAGAAACAGCAUAGGGUUAAGUUGGGGAGCCCAGAUUCUACCUCUCCUUCCAGCAGUCCUACUUUUUGGAACUACAGUCGUUCUAUGGGGGAUUAUGCACAAACUCUAAAGAAGUUUCAGUAUCAGCUUGCCUGUAGGUCUCAGGCCCCAUGUGCUAACAAAGAUGAAGCCGAUCUCAGUUCUAAACAAGCUGCAGAAGAGGUUUGGGCAAGAGUGACUAUGAACAGACAACUUCUUGAUCAUAUGGAUUCAUGGACAGCUAAGUUUAGAAAUUGGAUCAAUGAGACAAUAUUAGUGCCACUUGUGCAAGAGAUUGAGUCUGUCAGCACACAGAUGAGACGAAUGGGCUGUCCAGAGCUACAAAUAGGAGAGGCUAGUAUUACUAGCUUGAAACAAGCUGCCCUGGUCAAAGCCCCUCUCAUUCCGACUCUGAAUACAAUCGUGCAGUAUCUAGACCUUACACCAAAUCAGGAAUACUUGUUUGAAAGGAUCAAAGAACUUUCUCAAGGAGGUUGUAUGAGCUCAUUUCGAUGGAACAGAGGUGGAGACUUCAAAGGACGAAAGUGGGACACAGACCUGCCCACUGAUUCUGCUAUCAUCAUGCAUGUAUUUUGCACCUACCUUGAUUCCAGAUUACCUCCACAUCCUAAGUACCCCGACGGAAAAACAUUUACUUCUCAGCACUUUGUUCAGACACCAAAUAAACCAGAUAUUACAAAUGAGAAUGUUUUUUGCAUUUAUCAGAGUGCUAUCAACCCUCCCCAUUAUGAGCUGAUAUACCAGCGUCAUGUCUACAAUCUUCCAAAGGGCAGGAAUAAUAUGUUUCAUACAUUGUUAAUGUUUCUCUACAUCAUAAAGACCAAAGAGUCAGGAAUGCUUGGGAGAGUUAAUCUUGGUCUAUCUGGUGUGAAUAUUUUGUGGAUUUUUGGCGAGUAGUGGGUUAUUUAAUUCCAAACAUUUGGACUUCUAUUUCACUGAACCAGAAGUUAUUGAAUCUAACCAUCUCUGAGUCACUGCCUCUUCUUAUUUCUAUGAAAUAAGAUACACAUAUGUAUAUGUUACAAACUCUUUAGAUUUAACAAAAAAUUAGCUAUUAUGAAACUUCCUUGUGAAAAUGUCCUGUAGCUUCUACACCAAGAGAUAUUAUCUUCAAUUUUACAUCACAUUUUAGAAAUUUCAGUUGACUUCAGGUUUUUAUUGACCCAAAUCAGUGCCAUUCCUCCUUAAUUAAAUGUGUGUCCUUUUUCAUUGUAACCCUCAAAGAAGAGUCAUCCACCUGACUCUUCCACCAUGAAAAAAUGUUUUUCAGUCAUGUUAUUUAGUAGUGUAAGUACUUAAAAACAAAAUCACUAAUUUGGUUUUUUUAUCUAUUUCCCCAGUGUUCUGCAAGUCAGCCCAAAGUCCAUAUUUAAAGAAAUUUUAUUAACUCCUAAGUAAUGUUUUAAGUUCCUGUAUGUUUUAAAAUGUUACUAAAAGAAGUUUGACAGUGUUAGCAUUUAAGAAGUCAACUCUUGGAUUAAAUUUAGCUGGUAGAAUUCAUCUGUUUGGGUUUUAAGAGUCUGAGGAUGUCAAGAGAACAGUUUACUGUUUCAGUUUUAGCAACUCAGUUUCUACUAUUCCAUAAUAUUGUGUUAUUUUUAGUGUUCCCUUUAAGAUCAUAGUGAUAUCCUAUGUUUAAAUUUUUUAGAUAUGCUCACAAUAUCUGGAAAGUGAGAAGUUAACAAAUUUGUAAGUUUUGCUUGAUUCUCCGUCUUUAUUUUGUAUACGUAUGCGUAGUAGCCAGCAAUUGCAUAUGUUUUCUUGAUCGACAUACUAGAGACUGCUUUUGUCGCCUCGCACAAACCUGGGAACAGCUAAAACCAGUAUCUUUUGAAAAAUUGCAUGUCAGUGUUAUAUAUGCAUCCCAUUUUGUAUGAUUUAUAAAUUCUGCUUUUCAAAAAGUUGUUCCUGUUUUUAAAAGUUGAUGUCCAAAGGAAAGGAACUUCCCCUCUUUUAACUGCUUUUGGUAUAUGCUAAAUAUAUUUGCUAUGAUACUUUGGGAAGAAAAUAUCAAACAUGUUAAACAUUAGAACAUGUCAAAAUUUAAAUCUGUUAUUUCAAAAGUUAUUGAAGAUGUCAUGGAAUAACAAUUGCUAUACUGUUAAACUGUACAAUUGCAUAUACUUUAUUAAAAGCAUUAUGGAGAAAAAUUUUAACAAU
Molecule: messenger RNA, 3068 nt
Organism: Lemur catta (Ring-tailed lemur)
Lineage: Eukaryota; Metazoa; Chordata; Mammalia; Primates; Lemuridae
Gene: TMEM209
Product: transmembrane protein 209
Exons: 15
Coding region: 75-1805 (576 amino acids)
Cellular component (GO): membrane
Source: RefSeq, a predicted model, not a curated record